Molecule: messenger RNA, 324 nt
Organism: Lindgomyces ingoldianus
Lineage: Eukaryota; Fungi; Ascomycota; Dothideomycetes; Pleosporales; Lindgomycetaceae
Exons: 4
Coding region: 1-324 (107 amino acids)
Source: RefSeq, a predicted model, not a curated record
AUGUUGGUUUCGAGCUGCGGAUCAACUACCGGGCCACAAUUUUCCUAUUGGCUACCUAGCCCCACCUCAUCCUCUCCGCGGAUCUCUGUUGCGCCUAUUGGCGCGCCCUUAAUCCAACGAAAACCCACGACCACGGACGCAGCAUUUCUAUCCAGGUUUGUACCCACAGCCCUACUGUGCACUCAGAUUUGGCCGUAUAUUUCUUCUCCUUCGAUCCCAGUCAUGUUCUAUGCUUCAUCGAUAUCUUUCAUUCUUCUAAUUCUCGCCCCCUCCUACACUCAGAUCCAAAUAUCUAGGUUGCUCUCCUCUUCAGGACCUAAGUAG